AUGUCUGCCUUCAUUCUUGCCGCUACUCUGUUAUCAGCUGUUAUGGCUUGUCCUCAGCAUGAUCUUUCUGACUCACUUAUGAAGAGAGCAGAAGGUUCAGAUUGGGCAUAUGAUGCUGCCUAUAACUGGGGAAUGAUUAACGAGAAUUACACCACUUGCCAAACCGGUUCUCAACAAUCUCCUAUCCACUUGGAGACCGCAACUGGCUUUUCCAAGACCCACGUUCCAACUUUCAAGUAUCCCACCGCCACCCAAGGUUCUCUAUACAACUGGGGAUAUGGCGCCGCCUUCUCCCUCACUGCCAACACCACCAAUCUCAGCGGCAACCCAUCCAUGACCUUUGACCAGGAAACCGUGUAUCUUAAAGGAUGGCACAUUCACGCACCUGCCGAUCACACCAUCGAUUCCACGCGCUCCAAAGCCGAGCUUCAUUUUGUGCACGCAACAGCCACGGGCAAAGAACGAGCCGUCGUCGCUUUCAUGAUCGAUCCCGUCCCUUAUGGUACCACUGGCAACUCUACAUUCUUCAAUUCUUUCCCCCUCGCAUCCGUCCCGCCUUUCCGUGAUCAGACUACCAGAAUCCCAUUGAGUAUCAAUCUCCAGCAAGCACUCACGGAAAUCGACAACGCUAAGGACUUCUGGACUUAUGAGGGAAGUCUUACUUCUCCACCAUGUACCGAGGGUUUGAGAUGGUUCGUCGCAGGCAAGAAGAUGACGGUUGGCACUGAGCAAAUGAAACAAUUGUUGGCUAUUAGCACAUAUAGUGCGCGCGAAGAGCAAAAGCUCUGGGGACACAACAUCAACAAAUAG
Sclerotinia sclerotiorum 1980 UF-70 is the source of this 810-nucleotide messenger RNA. RefSeq lists its product as hypothetical. The record is from RefSeq and is a predicted model, not a curated record. Gene Ontology annotation, molecular function: carbonate dehydratase activity; zinc ion binding. The transcript is spliced from 2 exons. Bases 1 to 810 code for a protein of 269 amino acids. Lineage: Eukaryota; Fungi; Ascomycota; Leotiomycetes; Helotiales; Sclerotiniaceae.